AUGGGAAGAAUUAAGAAGAAGGGAACUUCUGGUCAAGCCAAGAACUUCAUUACCAGAACUCAGGCAGUCAGAAAAUUACAAAUUUCUCUACCUGACUUUCGUAAGUUGUGUAUCUGGAAAGGAAUCUAUCCUCGAGAACCAAGAAAUAAGAAGAAGGCAUCGAAAUCCUCGACACAUUCUACCACCUUUUACUACACAAAAGAUAUCCAAUGGCUAUUGCACGAGAAGAUUGUCGAUGCUUUCCGUGAGCAGAAAGCCUUAGAGAAGAAAAUCUCGAAAGCUUUAGGACGAGGAGAUGCAAGCGACGCUGCGAGACUUGAACGCAAUGCGUCAAGACCGGAGAAGACUGGAAAGACUAAAUACAAUUUGGAUCACAUCAUCCGAGAAAGAUAUCCUACAUUCAUCGAUGCGCUACGAGAUCUCGACGAUUGUUUGUCAAUGCUUUUCUUAUUUGCAAAUUUGCCCUCGACCUCGACUGUUCCUGCAAAGAUGAUUGCGAGAUGCGAGAAGUUAUGCUUGGAAUUCGAACAUUAUUUAAUCGUCUCAAAUAGCUUGCGCAAGUCAUUCUUGUCUAUCAAGGGAAUUUACUACCAGGCAACUAUACAAGGACAGGAUAUUCUGUGGUUAGUGCCUUAUAGAUUCAACCAGAGAGUCACUGGUGAUGUGGACUUCCGAAUCAUGGGCACCUUCGUCGAGUUCUACCAGACUUUGCUAGGAUUCGUCAAUUUCCGCCUCUACACUUCUGUUGGAUUGGUGUACCCACCAAAAUUCGAUGCGGCUAGAGAUGAUCAAGAUGCAGGUCUAGGAGCAUUCUCAUUGGAAGGAAAUGGUAUUGGUGCUAUUGAGCAACCAAAGCAGAUCACCAAUGGCGAUGCAAAGCCCGAUCCUAAACUCCAAGCAGAGAUUGACAAACUGAUGCUUCAACUCAAUGCACCAGAGAAGGAGGCCGAGGAGACAACCAAAACUUCACCCGAUGGCGAAGAUGAAGAGCAAGCAACUGAGACUAUUGAUAAAUUCGAGCCAGCUGCACCAGGUGGUGAUAUUCUUAUGCAACCUUCUUAUUCUGCCACAGAUCCAUCGACUUUGUUCUCAAAGUUUACUUUCUUUUUAUCAAGAGAAACUCCACGCCAGCCUCUCGAGUUCAUUCUUCGGGCAUUUGGCUGCAAGCGUAUUGGUUGGGACGCAGUCCUUGGAGAGGGUGCUUUCACUCAUAAUGAAUCAGACCCAUCGAUUACUCACCAAGUGGUUGAUCGCCCACCCGUACAAGUCCAACCUGAGGAAGAUGAGGAAGUCAAGGAAGACAACCAAACAGCACAGCGCUUGAGGCCCGGAGCUCGAGUCCCUGGUCGCAUUUAUAUUCAACCACAAUGGAUUUGGGAUUGUAUCAACGAUGAGGAGCUCAAACGACCGGAUCUAUAUGCACCCGGUGCACAAUUGCCUCCACAUUUGAGUCCCUUUGUCAAGAAAGUACGUGGUCAGUAUGAUCCAUCUGCCCCACUUGAAGACCAAGAAAGGGAAGACGAGGAACUCGAAAUGGAUAGCGGUAGCGAAGAUGAGGCAGAUGUCUCCGAUGAGGAGGCAGCUGUUAAGAAACAGGAUCUGGUUACAGCUAUGGAUGUCGAUGAGACUGCUGAGGGUAUGGAUGUUGCUGGAUCUGAUGAUGAAUCAGACGAGGCUCCUGAUAAGGUCGAUGAGUCUUUUGGUGGAUUCUCUGAAGCCGAAGACAGCGAAGAUGAAGAAGAGACCACUGCUCUUCGACGUCAACGAGAACUUGAGGCUGAGUUAUCUGGUGUGGCCUUACAAGAAAAGGAAGUUGACCCAAGAGUUAAAGCUAAGACGGAUGCCAAGAAGAAGGCCGCCAAGAAGGCGAAAGAAGAAGACGAGGAGUUGGAGAGAUCUAAGAUGAUGAUGAGCAGAAAGAAGAGGAAGAUUCUAGAGAAGAUGGUUUACAGUAAUAAAAAGAAAGACGCAGAGGCAGAGGCAUUGAGAGCCAAGAGGAGAAAGAUUGAGAAGUCUGGAAAAGCAGCUCCAAGAGAGUAAGAGAAUAAUGGUGGUCACUGUAGCUGAGAAAAGUAUGGCGUUCGUGGCUUGGACAAGGAGUUUCAACCUGCAUUUGGGGGUUUAUUACUGUGGUUAUACCUGUGAAUAUUAGACUAGCCAAUCUUUCUUUUAUUAUCAUGAAUGUUAAACACAAAUC
This is a messenger RNA of Botrytis deweyae, 2197 nucleotides long. RefSeq lists its product as uncharacterized. Bases 1 to 2040 code for a protein of 679 amino acids. Lineage: Eukaryota; Fungi; Ascomycota; Leotiomycetes; Helotiales; Sclerotiniaceae. Gene Ontology annotation, molecular function: RNA binding. Gene Ontology annotation, biological process: ribosome biogenesis; maturation of LSU-rRNA from tricistronic rRNA transcript (SSU-rRNA, 5.8S rRNA, LSU-rRNA). Gene Ontology annotation, cellular component: PeBoW complex; nucleolus. The transcript is spliced from 2 exons. The record is from RefSeq and is a predicted model, not a curated record.